AUGUAUAAAUUAUAACCUUUCAUAUUAAAUCUUGUGAAUCCUUUUGGAACAAAUCAUAGUGUAACAACAUAAAGAAAAAAUGCAUAUCUCGAAAUUAGUCAUUUAGGAAUAAUUGGAAUUGCAGAAGCUGGAUUGCCUCCAAAAAAAUAAAAUUGUUAUUUCACUGAUUAUGAUGACAUUGAAGCAUUCUUCUAAAUGUUUUAAAAAGUAAAACCUUUGUAGAAAUAUGAUGGUUUUAUGUAAUUUAAAGAGACUCCUUAUUUUAAAAUGGAAGAUGGAGAAGCAUAUGAAUUUCUAAAUUAAGAAUUAUCAAAACUUGAUUAAAUUCCAAAUGAACCUAUAUAUUUGGCUUCAAAAUCAUUAUUUGAAUGUGCUUUGAUAGAUUGGUAUUGUAAGAAAACAAAUAAAUAAAUAAGUGAAUUGAUAUGCAAAGAAAGUAAUGAGAAUUUAAAGAUGGCAAAUAAAAGAAACUUUUAUACAAUUUCAUUAUUAGAUAAUAUAGAUGAGGUGAUUUCAUAAUUAGAUAUUGGUCUUCCAUAUACGCCUAAUAUAAAAAUAAAGGUCGGUGGAGACCUUGAAUACAUCAUAAAUGUAUUAAAAAGGGUUUAUAAUAAAGUAAUAAAAGAUAAUAAUAAAUAUUGUGGAUUAUUAUCAUUAGAUUGCAAUAGUAGUUGGUAACCAGAUAUAGCUCUAAAAUUUUUAGAUUUAUUAAAUACAGAAUUGAUAGAAAUAAAACCAUAUUUAUAUAUGAUUGAGCAACCAUUUCCAUUAAUAUUUGAUAAAUAGCCUUGGUAUUUAGUAAAAUAAAAAUAUUUGGAAUAAAAGAUAGAGAUAUAUGCAGAUGAAUCUAUAAAGACAUAUUAGGAUGUGAUAGAACUUUAAAAUGUUGUGACUGGUAUAAACGUAAAAUUAGAGAAAUCAUCAGGAUAUCGAGGUGCUGUAAUUAAUUUCAUUAAAGCUGAUGAAUUAAUGUUAAAGAAAUGGGUUGGUAUUAUGAUUGGAUCUUCAUUAAUUGGAAAUUAAGCAAUAAAUUUAUUAGGAUUAGCUACAAUAGGUGGAGAUAUUGAUGGAACAUUAUUAGUGGAGAAAUCAUGUCAUAAAGUAGAAGAGUAAUUUAUUUGGCAUGAUGUAAAUAGUGAAUUUUGGGGUAGGAUUUCAUUAAAAUGAAUAUAAAUAUUGUUAUAAAUGGAUUUUGAGUAGCC
Paramecium sonneborni is the source of this 1202-nucleotide messenger RNA. NCBI's taxonomy places the organism in Eukaryota, Ciliophora, Oligohymenophorea, Peniculida, Parameciidae. The record is from the annotation of a GenBank genome assembly.